Molecule: messenger RNA, 6503 nt
Organism: Oncorhynchus mykiss (rainbow trout)
Lineage: Eukaryota; Metazoa; Chordata; Actinopteri; Salmoniformes; Salmonidae
Source: RefSeq, a predicted model, not a curated record
UUAAGCACGGGUGGAUGCACUUUCUAGGUUGUAUGUAUGGAUAUUUUUUUUGACCAGCAAUUUACGGACAAUAAUUACAAAGUUUGUAAAACUAUCUUUAUAUUCAUUAUAAACACAAAGACUGAAGCCUAAAUGACGACAGUGGAGUGCUAGUGAUACAAUUAACAACUUGUCAUUUUUUUCCGUUAUCGUCUUAGUUUGUUAGAUACGCUUGCUAUGGCUACCUAGCAAGCUACUUGUAGCCAGCUAACGUUAACUCAGUUAGCUCUCUAUUCUCGUCCUCUCAUGCAAAACAAGCUGCUAAGCUUAGCUAGUUCUCUCUUUGACUAAGUUUAGCUCACUUAUAGGUUUAUCAGCAGUUAGCAAACAUAGCUAGAGGGUGAGGAGAGGAGGCUCUCUUGUUGCCACGCAACUGUAUGACCCACUGUCUUCAACACCUGUUGGAAAGGUGACCCCUGCUUGACCUGUGACAAGUCACAUCAUCCACUGAGAGUGGCACCAGCAUGGCAGGGCUGGCGUUAGAGUGGAGGGGCUGACGUCAUGCUCUCACCCUCCUGACACAUUUUUUAGAAAGCCCUCAACACUAGAACGAGAGAGGGAGGAAAAGCCUUAGAGGGAGACAGACAGCCCUUGACAGUGAAACGAGAGAGAGAGAGGAGAGAGAGAGAGAGAGGAUAGAGAAGGGAGGAGAGGAGAGAGAUUAAGCCUCAUCAAAAGAAACAACAGUUCUCGUUCACAAUGCAUCUCAUUGACUUACCAUGCCAGUAAAGCUCAUUGAAUGGAAUUGAGAAACUCACAUGAGUCUUUUCAACCUCUCUCCUCUUCCCUGGUUGUUGUUCUAGGCCCAAAUUACAAUAUGUUCUCAGUCAACAUACCUGGUAUCAUAAUGGUUGGAUAAAUAACAUCAGUUAACUUACCUGGUAACAUAAGGGUUGGAUAAAUAACAUCAGGCAACUUACCUGGUAACAUAAGGGUUGGAUAAAUAACAUCAGUCAACUUACCUGGUAACAUAAGGUUUGGAUAAAUCACUUCAGUCAACCUACCUGGUAACAUAAGGGUUGGAUAAAUUACAUUAAAUAACAGAACAACGAGAGUCAAAACAAUGUUCAGACAGACGGACACCUCGUCCAAGAGACGUCAUGGAGGACGUGGGGGUCUCACAGCCUUACCCUCGCCUCCUCACCCCCACCAGGGUGGGCGUAUCCGGGGGGUGGAGGUGGCCCGCGGGAGGGCAGGCUAUGGGUUCACCCUCUCUGGCCAGGGCCCCUGUGUCCUCAACUGCAUUCUAAAAGGAAGUCCGGCGGACUACGUGGGUCUCCGCUCCGGUGACCACAUCCUGUCCGUGAACGACAUCAACGUCUCCGGGGCGUCGCACGAGGACGUCGUCAAGCUGAUUGGCCGAUGCACGGGGGUUCUGCUACUGGUCGUCGCCGAGGGAGACCGGGGUGGCCGUCGUCACGGACACGGCGGUACCAACCGCAACCGUCGCCACGGGAACAAUUCGGGAAGUCCAGCCGGAGGAGCGGCAGCCGCCGCGGACUCGUGCUCCAGCGACGAGGAGUUGUGUGGUUUCCAUAACAGCAGCAGCGGAGGAGGAAACAACAAAAACGUGAAGCCUGGUUCCCGUGGUAACAGCGCCAGCGGAGGCGGUGUAGGAGGAGGAGGAGGAGGAGGAGGGGGUGGUGGCUGGUUCAAGCCCAAGCUGGACUCUAAGACCCUGGGUAUUAACAGGGCAGAGAGGGUGGUGGCGGAGAUGCAGUCUGGAGGAAUAUUCAACAUGAUCUUUGACAACUCUUCACACUCCUCCAGCAGCUCAGAGAAAGACAGGGUCAUCGCUCCUCCUCCUCCUCCUCCCCGUGCCUCCUCUUCCUCGUCUGCGUCGGCCAAGCCUGCGAGGCCCCUGUCAGAGCCAGAGUUCCCCCCGUACCAUAAGGGGAGAGGCCGUUCCCACAGCAACCCCAACCUGCUCUCUGAGGAGGAGCUGGACAGGGUUCUAAUGGCCGACGACUCAGUGUUCCUGGACGGGUUCCAUCUGCAGGAGGCAGAGAUCCAGGUGGAGGUGGAAGGGGAGGACUUCUCCCUGGAGCCCAGUGAGGGUAUCCUGAACGUGGGUAUGAUGGUAGGGUACCUGGGCUCCAUAGAGCUGGCCUCUACAGGAGCUAGUCUGGAGAGUGACAGUCUGCAGGCCAUCAGAGGAAGCAUGAGACGACUCAGGGCUGAACAGAAGAUACACUCCCUGGUCCUCAUGAAGGUGAUGCACGAUUGUGUGCGGCUGUGCAGUGACAGGAGACAGGUCCUUGCUACCUACCCCGCCGAAAAGCUAGCCUUCAGCGCCUGUUGCCCCGACGACCGACGCUUCUUCGGACUGGUCACCAUGCAGGCCACCCGUGACGACGACGGUCACUAUGGCAAUGGUAACCGGGAGGAAGAGGGCGGGCUGAGGACUUCCUGUCACGUGUUCAUAGUCGACCCGGAACUCUGUCAUCACCAGGUCCAUGUGGGUGUGGCCAGGAGGUUUGGGUUUGAGUGUACUCCUGAUCCCGAUACUGGAGGGUGUCUGGAGUUCCCCCCUACCUCCCAGCCUCUGCUCCAGUUUGUGUCUGUUCUCUACCGGGACAUGGGGGUGAACAUCGAGGGGGUCCGGGCGCGGGCGUUCGUUGAUCCGGACAACGACCCACAGCAGAACCACAGCACCAGUAGCAACAGCGACAGCGGCAUCGGUAACUUCCUGCCAGAUGAAAAGAGUAACCGUGUCUUAUUGGUUGACCUGGGAGGCCAUAAUCACAACCCCGGUCCACGCCACUGGGACAGCCCUCCUCCUCCCUCGGCCCCGGGCUGGAACCAAGCCCCUCCCGGUGUCGUCCCUGGCCCCCCUCUCCCACCUCCUCCUCCCCCUCACCUCAACAACAGCUACCCACCCCCGCCUCUCCCCCCUGCCAUCCCCCCUCGAGGGGCCCACUCCUCCCAGCCCUCACUCCACCACUACCCGCCAGGGAAGAGGGGAGGAUCUGGAGGAGGAGCGGAGCAGAGCCUGGCCCCGCCCCAACACCAUCAGUCUCAACGCUGGUUACCAGUCCACGUCCUGAGAGACUGGAGACAACCAGGCCAGGCAGGACAAACGCAGGGACAAGGAGGCCUGUGUAGUGAUCAGGAGUCCUAUGCUGAGUCAACGGAUGGCUGGUCAUCAACCAACUGUAGCACCCUCCCGCCACCCAUGAACAAGAUACCCGCGGAUCGCUACAGGGCUCCGCUACCAGCCGGGGACCUGCCCCUGCCUCCGCAGCCUCCCGGGCUGGCCACGCAGAAGGAUGAGUGGGCUAAGAAGCUGUUUGGGCCCGCGGCUGGAGAGAAAGGACUCAGAGAGCACAAGCAGAAUGGGAAGAGACGCGGGAAUGGGAAAGAUGGGGAGAAGAAGGCUGGUCGGUUUAGAGGUCUGACGAAGGGCUUCCCUCCUCUACCUCAGCGCUCUUCGGGAAGGCGAUCCUUCGGCCGCAUUAGCCUGGCACGCUCGCUGGAUGACCUGGAGAAAACCCUGAACUGUGAGGGAGCUACGGAAGGAUCUGCUGUGGUCUCUGAUGGAGAGCUGAACAGUGUUGACCUACAGGGCUGUGGUAGUGACAACAGUCUGAACAGUAAUGCUAGUCUUCCCAGUGUCCAGUGCCAUCGACGUCACACAGAGAGACGGGUGGCCAGCUGGGCGGCCUGCUUUGAGAGACUGCUGCAGGACCCGGUCGGAGUCAGAUACUUCUCAGAGUUCCUGAAGAAGGAGUUUAGCGAGGAGAAUAUUGUGUUCUGGCAGGCCUGUGAGUUCUUCAGCCAUGUCCCCGACAACGACAAGAAACAGUUAUCUCAGAGAGCUAGACAGAUCUAUAACAGUUAUUUAUCCAGUAAGGCCACUACGCCGGUCAACAUUGACAGUCAGGCCCAGCUGGCAGACGAUAUCCUCAACGCUCCCAGACCAGACAUGUUUAAGGAACAACAACUACAGAUCUUCAACCUGAUGAAGUUUGACAGCUAUACUCGCUUCCUGAAGUCCCUCCUGUAUCAGGAAUGUAUGUUAGCGGAGGUGGAGGGGAGGCCUCUACCAGACCCCUACCACAUACCCAGCUCUCCUACCUCCAAACACAGUACCGGGUCAGAUAGAUCCACACCCAAGAAGGAGGACAAGAAGACUAAGUCGGGCCGCUCUCUGAACGAAGAGAGAGAGAGGGAUGAGUGCGGAGGAGAUAAGAAGAAAGGCAUGUUCUUUUCGUGGUCACGGAACCGGAGCUUCGGGAAAGGACCCAAGAAACGGGAUCUGGCAGACAUCAACUACAACUUCUCGGGCAGUAACGGGCGUAGGGAAUCACAAGGCUCUCUGUCAUCCGGAGCCAGUCUGGAACUGGGAACGUCCGGAUCUGGAAAGAACGAGGGUGGUUCUAUGGAGAGAGACAGAGAGCGAGGCGGUGACUCUGUAACCCUGAGACAGUGUAACAUCAACCUACCAGAUGGGGCAUGUUGCUCUGUGCCGGUCAGAGCUGGGUUCUCCAUCAGAGAGCUGCUGGUGGGUCUCUGUGAGAAACUCUGUAUCAACGUGGCAGCUGUAGACCUCUUCCUAGUCGGAGGGGAGAAGCCUCUGGUUCUGGAUCAGGACUGUAUGACUCUGUGCUCUCGGGACCUCAGACUGGAGAAACGGACUCUGUUCAGACUGGACUUGGUUCCUAUAAACAGGUCAGUGGGUCUGAAGGCUAAGCCCACUAAGCCGGUGACGGAGGUUCUGAGACCUGUAGUGGCCAAGUACGGCCUCCAGCUCAACGACCUGGUGGCCCGCAUCAGUGGGGAGAAGGAGCCUCUUGACCUGGGUCUCCCCAUCUCUAACCUGGAUGGACUGAGAGUGGUGCUGGAUGUAGCUGACAACACACCUGGGAAGGACAAACCGAUCGGGGCUCCGUCUAAAACCCAUGCCCCGCCCCCUACGACUAGGAACCAAUCAGCUACGGGGGAUGAGAGGGCGUCAGGGAAGCCCAGCGCGGUGCUCGGCAACGGAAACAAGCCCUCCUCCUCUGCCCGCGACGACCGCCUCUUACCCAGCAGCCACCGCAAGACGGCGGCGCCAAAUAAAGCCCCGCCCACUGAAAAGAGAAAGCAGAAAAAGAUUACUGUAGACGAAGCUGAAGAGCUCUUCCAGCUCAUAUCCAAAGCUCAGUGCAGCAGAGCAGACGACCAGCGAGGUCUGUUAGACAAGAGUGACCUGACGCUUCCCGACUUCCUCCGCCUCAGCCCUUCAUCACCACCCCUUCCUCUUCCUCCCGCCUGCGUCACCCAGCAUGGCCGCGGCGGUGGUAACCAUGGCGAUAGCGACAACUACGGCUACGGGGAAAACAGACGUCACGGCAACAAGGAAGGUGGAGGCGGUGGCUCGUUCCCUUUGAACACCGGCAGCCAAUCGCAGAGCUUGGAAUCCUCGCUCGGAACGGAAGGAGGAGGAGGGGGAAGACGAGCGCUCCUCCCCCCCUCUCACCACAACAGACCCCCUCCCCCGUUCCCCGGCACCACAGUCCACCCCCCCUCCCAGGGGCAGCACCACCUACGGGGUCUCCCCAGCCCAGACUGCACGGGGUCAGUACAGAUGUUACAAGAGGAACCCCUAGCGGACCUGACCCUGGUGGGAGAAGGGGACAUCAACAGUCCUAACUCCACUCUCCUAACCCCACACCACUCCUCCUCCACUACCCAUAACCCACCACGCUUCUCCCAACACGACCUCCACAGCUCGCCCUGCUCAGGUACCUCCACUGUGUGAACUCUGAACCGUGGCCUUUCACCUUCGAACUGCGUUUUGACCUCUGAACUAUCCUCUCCUCUCUCUCCUGAAAUGGAACCCUGUUCCCUAUAUAGUGCACUACCCCUAUAGCUCUGGUGGAAAGUAGUGUGCUAUAUAGGGAAUAUGGUUAUAUUUGGGACUCCCAGUCUCUGGGAGGUGAAGUUAAAACCCCUUCAGGACACUGAUCUAAGGUCUGUUAUCUGUCCUGAGGUUACAUCUAGAUGAUGUGGUUCAGGGGACAGCAACACUGAUCCUAGAUCUGUGCCUAUGGGGUCCGCUUCUCCGUCUGCGUGUGAAAGGUUGUUGUUUUUUGAAGUGGACUUGUUGCUGUGGAAACCAGUGCCUAACUUUACCCCCCCCCCCCCCCCCCCCCCCCCUCCCAACCCUACACCCUCGGCCGUCUACAACCUACCAAUGUACAGAUUGUAAUGAUGCACUUUAGCCAAUUAGGGGAAAGGACUGCUUUGUGUAUCCAAGCCUUGAUUUGAUUGGUUUGUUCUGUAACCUGGAGCCCUAGAUGGAGUUGGUCUGUCUUUUACCACUCAGCUGAAGAGAAAUCACCUUCACUACACUGUGUGUUCCUGGUAGAAGACAGGACUGCAGACUGUCUCUCUCUCUCUGUCUCUCUGUCUCUCUGUCUCUCUCUCUCUCUCUCUCUCUCUCCCUCUCUCUCUCUCUCUCUCUCUCUCUCCCUCUCUCU